GUGACUCCAUCCCGGAAGUGAAGCUGGACUGGAUGACAACAACACCGAGCGGUCACUCGUCUGUACAUGUCUGUGCAUGGGGCGAGUUUAGUGUACAUGUCAACCCUGCUGCUGCGGAAACAUGUCGGACAUUUUACUGAGAAUAAAAAACAGCGUGGCGGAGAAGAAGAAGACGUCUGUGAGUCAGAGUGACGUAAAGAAGUGGGGUUUGAGAGGGAUACAGCUGAGACCUUACCAGCUGGAUGGUGUGCAGUGGUUAACUCAGUGCCUGAAGAACCAGCAGGGAUGCAUCCUGGGAGAUGAGAUGGGUUUGGGAAAAACCUGCCAGACGAUCUCUCUGCUCGUGUACAUGUCAGGAGCUCUCGGGAAGAAAGGCCCGUUUUUGGUGCUGAGCCCGCUCUCUGUCAUGGAGAACUGGAGAAAGGAGCUGGAAGGCUUUGCCCCCUCUCUGACUGUGCUGUGUUACAAGGGAGACAAAGAGAGACGGGCUGAGCUUCAGAGGGAAACGGACACCCAGGAUUUUCAUGUUCUGCUCACUACAUAUGAGCUGUGUCUCAAAGAUGUUUCAUUCUUGAGACGGUGGAAGUGGAAGGUGCUUGUGGUGGAUGAAGCUCACCGACUAAAGAAUCAGAAUUCACUAUUGCACAAAACCUUGACACAGUUCUCAGUUGGCUUCAGAGUCCUGCUGACAGGAACCCCCAUCCAGAACAACCUGCAGGAGCUCUUCUCGCUGCUGAGCUUCAUUCAGCCCAGCAUCUUCACACCUGAUGACGUGGACAGCUUCCUCAACACUUACUCCAACGUGCAGAAUCAACCAACUCUCGCUGCUGAGCUGCAGAGCGUCCUGGAGCCCUUCCUGCUGCGUCGAGUCAAGUCAGAAGUGGCCGUAGAUCUGCCGAAGAAGACAGAGCUGGUGAUGUACCACGGCAUGUCGGCUCUGCAGAAGAAAUACUACAAAGCUGUUCUGAUGAAGGAUCUGGAGGCUUUUGGAAAUGAGCAGAAGACGCGGCUGCUGAACAUCUUGAUGAACCUCAGAAAGUGUGUUGACCACCCGUACCUGUUUGAUGGGGUGGAACCGGAGCCUUUUGAGAUGGGGGAGCAUCUCAUUGAAGCCAGUGGGAAACUGUGCCUUUUGGACAGCAUGCUGACUUACCUUCACAAAGGGGGUCAUCGAGUCCUGCUGUUCUCGCAGAUGACGAGGAUGCUGGACAUACUUCAGGAUUACAUGGAGUAUAGAGGUUAUGGCUAUGAACGUCUGGAUGGGUCCGUCCGAGGAGAGGAACGGAAUCUAGCGGUGAAGAACUUCAGCAGCAAAGACGUCUUUGUGUUUCUUCUCAGCACUAAAGCAGGGGGAGUGGGCUUGAACCUCACAGCUGCUGACACUGUCAUUUUCAUGGACAGUGACUUCAACCCUCAAAAUGACCUGCAAGCUGCUGCACGCUGCCACCGGAUUGGUCAGAACAGGCCUGUGAAAGUAGUCCGCCUUCUGGCUAGAGACACUGUGGAGGAGAUAAUGUACUCCCGUGCUGUUUCCAAGUUGCACCUCACCAACACUGUUAUUGAGGAGGGACGCUUCUCUUUGCUGGACCAGGCUCAGUCAGCUGCUGCAGGACUGCAGCUGAGUGAGAUCUUAAAGUUUGGGGUGGAUAAGCUUCUGUCAUCAGAGGAGAGCUCUGUACAGGACGUGAAACUGGAGCAGAUCCUCGGUCCAUCACGUGACGGUCAGUGGGUGGCUGAUGAAGACUUCACCUCACUCAAAAAGGAAGUGGAGGAGGAAGAAAGCAUCUCUGAUUCGGAUGGACAAAACCACAUGUACUACUUCGAGGGGAAAGAUUACAGUAAGGAUCCCAGCACUGAAGACCAGAAGAGUUUCGACCGAUUGCUGGAGGAACAGCUGGAUGAGUUCCAGAAAACUGCAGGAGAGGGACGAGCUCUACGACACAAAGCUGGAGUUUCAGUGUCAGCAGCCCUUCAGAUUCCAACCAGGAAGAGGAAACAUCUUACUGAGGCUGAGCUGGAACUGAGGCGCCAGAAGAGGAAGGAGGCUGCAGCCAAGAGAGCCAAGAUGCAGGAGGACCUGAAGAAGAAGCAACAAGAGCAGAAAUACAAGAAAAAAAUGGCGUGGUGGGAGUCAUGCGGGUACAGAUCUCGGAGCCUGCCUUCUCUUGACAGUGAAGAAGAAGAAGAAGAAGAAGAAGAAGAAGAAGAAGAAGAAGAAGAAGAAGAGGAGGAGGAUGACAGCAGUGUGUGUUCCACAGACUCUGACAGUAUGGCCAUCCACUAUGUUCUGGGUGAUGUUACUCAUCCUCACACCGCUCAGGGAGAUGCUAUCAUUGUCCACUGUGUUGAUGACUCAGGCCGGUGGGGCAGGGGAGGCUUGUUUACAGCUCUGGAGGUGAGAUCUGAUGAACCACGAAAGCAGUAUGAGCUGGCCGGCAAGAUGAAAGAUUUGGACCUUGGAAAUGUGCUACUCUUCCCCAUAGAUGACAAACAGUCAAGAUUAGACGGUCAGGAUCAAUUGGCCCUGAUAGUGGCACAGCAACGAGACAGAGCCAACAACCUGUCAGGAAUCUUUCUGACAGCUCUGGAUGACGGUCUGAAGAAGAUUUACACUGCAGCCAAAAAAAACAAGGCAAGUGUACACCUUCCACGCAUCGGACACUCCACCAAAGGCUUCAACUGGUACGGCACAGAGAGGCUCAUCAGGAAACACCUGGCUUCCAGAGGCAUCCCCACAUUCAUAUACUAUCACAGCAGAACAGCGAAGAAAACUGCUCUAGCUCAGACAUCCACCUCUGCGACAUCAACAUCCUCCCCUCAACCACAGGUGCAUAACUCCGACAGGUCGAGUGAUGACACAGAAGCAGAAACCCCCGGCCCCUCAGCUCCUCCCCACAGCACCGACCCUGCAGAGCUCCCAAGUUUCAUGAGAGGAGUCCGCGUGUUUUUCUACAACCUGCCUGCAUCAGAGAGGAAGAGGCUGGCCCGCUACCUUAUCACUUAUGAUGGAGAAGAGGAGGAGAUCAUGAAUCCGGAGGUCACCCACAUAGUUGCAGAGGUGGAGAACAGCAUCCACACACAGGAGCUCCAGGAUCUGGUGGACCGGUUCACUCAGGCUGUCCCUGUCCGGACAGACUGGCUUGAGUCCUGCUUCUCCAAACAGCAAAAAGUCAACACUGCAGUGUUCUCACAUGAUCUCAGAUAACACCAUUUUUAAUUGUUUUUAAUCUUUUUUUUAAUGUUUUUUUUUUUUAAGUUUGAAUGAACCUGGGUUGCUACUUGCAAAUGCACUAAAUGUCAAGUCAUUUAAAAAAAAAAAAAAAACUUUCUAUAACUGACAUAAGGAGUUAAUAAUAAAAAAAACACUUGUAUCUAAUUCUGUGUUGAAAGUUUGUAUGAUAAAU
Molecule: messenger RNA, 3404 nt
Organism: Acanthopagrus latus (yellowfin seabream)
Lineage: Eukaryota; Metazoa; Chordata; Actinopteri; Spariformes; Sparidae
Gene: chd1l
Product: chromodomain helicase DNA binding protein 1-like
Exons: 25
Coding region: 122-3205 (1027 amino acids)
Biological process (GO): chromatin remodeling; DNA repair
Cellular component (GO): nucleus
Molecular function (GO): ATP binding; DNA helicase activity; ATP-dependent chromatin remodeler activity
Source: RefSeq, a predicted model, not a curated record